UAGAAGAAAGGAUUUUUGGGGGGAGGGUAGACAGGGCAUCACCAUUUUGCCCAGAUUGUCCUUAUGCUUCUGGUCUUAUAGUCUCAUGUGGUCCUCCUCUUUCAGCUUCCUGAGUAGCUGAGACUACAGGCAUGAACCAUCGUGCUUGGCCUAGAAGAAAGGAUUUUAAAAGUUUGCAUAGAAAGAACUUGAAGAGAUACAUAUAUUUAUCUUGAUUUAAACCUACUACAGUAUAUAGAUGUAUCAAAACAUCACCCCAUUAAAUCCUGUGUGCGGAAACUCACAUGAGACAGCUCAGUCUAGAAGGGUAGUCAUUUCUCAUAAUAUGGACAAAGCUCUGAAAGAAGUGGCAAAUGUUCCUGUAAGUAAGUUGUCUACGUUAUGCAAAGGGUCAAACUUGAAAAUGAUCAUGAUAACAGAAGUGUUUGACUACAGUUAUAGAGAUUACAUCCUUUCCUGGUAUGGGAACCUCAGCAGAGAUGAGGGACAGCUUUACCAUCUGCUCUUGGAAGACUUUUGGGAGAUUGCCAGACAGCUGCGCCACAGGCUCAGUCAUGUGGAUGUUGUUAAAGUUGUCUGCCAUGAUGUUGUAAGGACUCUGCUCACUCAUUUCUGUGACCUGAAAGCUGCUAAUGCCAGACAUGAGGAACAGCCAAGGCCUUUUGUGUUGCAUACAUGCUUGAGGAACUCAAAUGAUGAAGUAAGAUUCCUUCAAACAUGUUCUCAGGUUCUGGUGUUUUGUCUUCUCCCCUCAAAGGAUGUCCAGUCUGUCAGCUUACGUACAAUGCUUGCAGAAAUUCUCACAAGAAAAGUCUUGAAGCCAGUUGUGGAGUUACUGAGUAAUCCAGAUUACAUUAACCAAAUGCUGCUUGCCCAGUUGGAGUACAGAGAACAGAUGAAUGAACAUCACAAGAGAGCCUACACAUAUGCCCCUUCUUAUGAAGAGUUCAUCAAACUUAUCAACAGCAACUCUGAUGUGGACUUCUUGAAGCAACUAAGGUAUUUAGUUCUUAAAUAUAGCACAACAAUAGCUGUUAAUUAUUAUACCAUUCCAAGGUAGGCCAAAAAAUAUAUAUAUGUAUG
Molecule: messenger RNA, 1083 nt
Organism: Castor canadensis (American beaver)
Lineage: Eukaryota; Metazoa; Chordata; Mammalia; Rodentia; Castoridae
Source: RefSeq, a predicted model, not a curated record